Molecule: messenger RNA, 1655 nt
Organism: Osmerus eperlanus (European smelt)
Lineage: Eukaryota; Metazoa; Chordata; Actinopteri; Osmeriformes; Osmeridae
Product: aspartate aminotransferase, cytoplasmic-like
Biological process (GO): L-aspartate biosynthetic process
Cellular component (GO): cytosol
Molecular function (GO): L-aspartate:2-oxoglutarate transaminase activity; pyridoxal phosphate binding
Source: RefSeq, a predicted model, not a curated record
CACUCCAUCUUCGUGCUGCACGCGUGCCACAACCCCACAGGAACAGACCCCACCCCGGACGAGUGGAAGCAGAUCUCUGACAUCAUGAAGAGGAGGAGUCUGUUUGUGUUCUUUGACUCGGCCUAUCAGGGCUUUGCCUCUGGCAGCCUGGACCAGGACGCCUGGGCCAUCCGCUACUUUGUGUCUCAGGGCUUCGAGCUGCUCUGCGCCCAGUCCUUCUCCAAGAACUUUGGCCUCUACAACGAGAGAGUGGGCAACCUGACUGUGGUUGCCAAGGACAACGACAACUUGGGGCGCGUCCUGUCCCAGAUGGAGAAGAUCGUGCGCACCACCUGGUCUAACCCCCUCCAGGGCGCCCGCAUCGUGGCCAUCACGCUCAACAACCCCCAGCUGUUCUCCGAGUGGAAGGACAAUGUGAAGACCAUGGCAGACCGGGUGUUGCUGAUGAGGGCUGAGCUGCAGGCGAAGCUGCAGGCCCUGGGCACUCCUGGCACCUGGGACCACAUCACCCAGCAGAUAGGCAUGUUCAGCUUCACCGGCCUCAACCCUAAGCAGGUGGAGUUCAUGAUCAAGGAGAGGCACGUGUACCUGAUGGCUAGCGGGCGCAUCAACAUGUGUGGUCUGACCACCAAGAACAUCGACUAUGUGGCCCAGUCCAUCCACGAGACCGUCACCAAGGUCCAGUAAGAACACAUCCAGCUUCCUGUUUCCUGUCUCCACCUCAGGAAGUGACCUCGCGUGUGUCCGCCUCUUCUCCUCGUCGUCCUCCUCAGUGUGUGUGUAUGUGUGCUCUCCCUCUCUCUCUCUCUCCCUCUCUCUCCCUCUCUCUCUCCCUCUCUCUCUCCCUCUCUCUCUCCCUCUCUCUUUCCCUCUCUCUCCAGAUUACUGAGUCAUCUAUGAGCAAUGUAACGGCUCCUAGUCCAAUAAUUUCCCUUCCCUGAUCCCCCGCCCCCCUCCCAUAGCACCCACCUUUCGUGUCUGCAGUGUCAUAUAUAUUAAAGAUAGAACUUUACUGACGGACAGAACACCGCUGAAGAACACGAACGCACACCAUUCUUGAACAGUCUCUCGUUCAGAGAGCAGGGCAUUGUGGGUAAUAUGGGGGGGGGGGGGUGUAUUCAGGAGGUCACUGCCUAUGGCUUGUGUCAUGGUUCAAAGGUCAGUAAGGGUCAUGCAUGUGCCUAAAGGUCAAAGUUGAACAGAAAGUACAUUUCUGUGUCCUGUGUUUAGCCUCUUGGUCGAGCAGCUGCCACACUGAGUGGUCUGGGGACAUCUGAGCCCUUAGAAAAUGUAACGCCGUUUCAUCGAGACUAAAUUGUUUGCCAACGAUGAACAAAGUCACCUGGUCCUUUAUUUGAAGUAAAUAGAUAAGGUGUUUAUGUAACAGACUGAAGUCAAUAGAUAAGGUGUUUAUGUAUCAGACUGAAGUCAAUAGAUAAGGUGUUUAUGUAUCAGACUGAAGUGCUAUGAAGAAGACUGUAAUUGACAACCCUGUCAACCUGUGAAAUUUCUGCAAUCUAAUUGUCAUCGUUUGUUUGUUUGUUUUUGUGUCCAAUGGUUGCACCCACACAAUCACUCACUGAUUCGUCAUGGUAACAGACCAUGGUAACUGUAUGUGUGAGUUCAUACAGGAACAAUAAAAGUCUGUCACGUGA